Salvia hispanica is the source of this 2047-nucleotide messenger RNA. The record is from RefSeq and is a predicted model, not a curated record. NCBI's taxonomy places the organism in Eukaryota, Viridiplantae, Streptophyta, Magnoliopsida, Lamiales, Lamiaceae.
UCACUUUGCGUCUUCUUCAACUCACUCAAUUGUUCAUGCACCCUCUCCAAAACUAACACUUCACAGAGGAGUACCGUUCAAUCUUCUCCUCUGUUGCUGUUCUAGAGAGAGAGAGAUCCUCUCUCCACUGCUUCCGUCGAAUUAAUUUCAGACGGAUCCGCGUGGAUUGGGUAGAGUUGUGGAUGGAAGGAGCUAAAUCAUUUUCUCUACCAAUUGAGUAUCUGAUUUGAAGGGAAAGGCGACGAGGAGGAAGAGCUGGAGUCGGUGCAGGACACACAGCCGUUGAAGUCUGGUGGGGGGAACGGCCAGAUUCGAUUUCGUUCGCCGUCGGCUGCUGAGCUUUUGGAUGCGCAGCAGCAAGUUCAGAUGGAGAAGGUUUUGAAACGAAACCGGCAGCACGAGACCUUUUCUGACAAGUUCCAGAGAUGGCGUGGUGCGAUGCUAUUGGUUUUUGUCCCUCUCCUGCUGAUCUCAUUUGUGCUAUUUCUCAUGCCCUCGAAUUCGUCUCCCGAUUCUAUCUCUAGAAAGUUCGCUCCCAACUUCAUGUCUAAGAAAUAUGCGGUCAUCUUUGAUGCUGGAAGCUCUGGUAGUCGGGUGCACGUCUUCUGCUUUAACAAGCAGCUAGAUCUUGUUCCUAUGGGUGAAGAACUUGAGCUGUUUGAGCAGCGGCAACCGGGUCUGAGUGCGUAUGCAAAGGACUCUGAGGCUGCUGCAAGAUCACUCUCAGAUUUACUUGAAAAGGCUGAAGCAGCAGUUCCUCAAGAGCUGCGGUCCAUUACUCCAGUUAAAGUUGGGGCUACUGCUGGUCUAAGGCAGUUGGAAGGUGAUGCAUCUGACAGGAUUUUACAAGCAGUGAGGGAUUAUUUAAAGAAAAAAAGCUCCUUUAAGUCAAAGGCUGACUGGGUCACAGUUUUGGAUGGGAACCAGGAAGGUGCUUACCAAUGGGUGACCAUUAACUAUCUAUUGGGAAAUUUGGGCAAAGAGUACUCAAGUACUGUUGGAGUGGUUGAUCUUGGGGGUGGCUCUGUUCAAAUGGCAUAUGCCAUCUCAGAGUCAGAUGCUGCUAAAGCUCCUAAGGUGUCUGGUGGAGAGGAGUCCUAUGUGCAACAAAUGUAUCUCAAGGGAAGAAAAUAUUAUCUCUAUAUUCACAGUUACCUACAUUAUGGUUUACUGGCUGCUCGAGCUGAGAUUUUAAAAACUACUCAAGACUCUGGGAAUCCAUGUAUACUGGAGGGCUAUGAUGAUUUUUACAAAUAUGGCCCAACAGAGUAUAAGGCUUCUGCUUUGCCCUCUGGUUCCAGCCACAGCAAAUGUAGGGAGGCAGCUAUAAAGGCUCUAAAAGUCAACGAGUCUUGUACCCAUAUGAAAUGCACAUUUGGGGGUGUUUGGAAUGGCGGGGGAGGUGAUGGCCAGAAGAAUUUGUUUGUGGCUUCAUUUUUCUUCGACAGAGCCGCUGAGGCGGGUUUUGUUGACCCAAGCCUGGCUGUUGCCACAGUUCGUCCAUCUGAUUUCGAGGAGGCAGCUAAACAAGCUUGCCAAACUCGUCUUGAAGAUGCCAAAGUUACAUAUUCUCGUGUGAAACCAGAAAACCUUCCGUUCUUGUGCAUGGACCUUGUUUAUCAGGUUACUCUGCUUGUGGAUGGAUUAGGCAUUGAUCCCUGGCAAAAGAUUACAUUAGUGAAAAAAGUUAAAUACCAGAAUUCACUGGUCGAAGCAGCAUGGCCAUUGGGCAGUGCCAUUGAGGCUGUGUCGUCGGCCACCUAACUACUACGUCUUCCCGGCUAGAACAUCAUAUUGAUCUGAGUGCAUAUUCUGCAACUGGUUUGCGAGUAUAGCUUUUGGAAUCGGACUUUUUGGUAAGAAAUUUGUGAUUCAAUAUAUUCGAAGUUUAUUUUUAGUUAAAGAUUGAAAAAUAAGUAUUUGAAACUUAGGAAUAGCUUAGUGAAAUUAUUACGGGUUUUUGUGCACUGUACUGAUAAAUUCAGCAUUUUUUUGUCGUGUUAAUGAAUUCGCCAAUCUUUUAUUGAGCUUGAUUAUUUUUGCUGCA